This is a messenger RNA of Camellia sinensis, 3285 nucleotides long. The record is from RefSeq and is a predicted model, not a curated record. Lineage: Eukaryota; Viridiplantae; Streptophyta; Magnoliopsida; Ericales; Theaceae.
AUGGGUUCAUCAUCCAUGAGAAUUGCAGCAAUUGUUUUUUACCUUUGCUUUCUCACCGUUGCAACAUUUCAUAAUUGCUUUUGCAAUGGAAACUCCAACAUUGUUUGCUCCAAAACUGAAAAGCAAGCCCUUCUAAAAUUCAAGCAAGAUCUUAAAGAUCCUUCGAACCGGUUGUCCUCUUGGGCUGGUGACAACUGUUGUCAAUGGUCCGGAGUUGUCUGCGACAACUUCACUGGCCAUGUCCAUGAGAUCCACCUUCCUUUUAAUUAUAGUGAUGUUGAUUGUCAUUAUAAUGGAAAUAUAUCUGAAUAUGAGGCUUGCUGGAGGAUUCGCAUUCCUAGUUUCAUUGGCUCUAUUGGAAGUUUGAGGUACCUCAACCUGUCUUAUGCUGGAUUCAAAGGAGCCAUUCCUCAUCAACUAGGAAAUCUCACCAUGAUGCGUUAUCUGGACUUGAGCGGGAAUUAUUUUGGAGGGAUUCACAUUCCUAGCUUCAUUGGCUCUAUUGGAAGUUUGAGGUAUCUCGACCUGUCACACGCCAAAUUCAGCGGAGCCAUUCCUCAUCAACUAGGAAAUCUCACCAUGAUACGUUAUCUGGACUUGAGCUUCAAUUAUCUUUAUCUUCAAGGUACUUUUUCUGGAACUGUACAACAGUUACGUGGUGAUAAUUUACACUGGGUUUCAGGUCUUCUUUCAUUACAACACCUUGAUAUGUCAGGGGUAAACCUUAGCAAAGCAGUGGAUUGGACAGAGGUGAUAAGCACGCUUCCUUCUUUGGUAGAAUUGCACUUAGCUGAAUGUGAUCUCAAAUAUUCUUCUCCUUCAACUACCAUUAACUUUACAUCUCUACAUAUCCUCGUCCUUUCUUAUAACAAUUUUGCAUCGUCUAUACCUAAGUGGAUUUUUAGUUUGAAUCAUCUAGUUUCCCUAGAUAUCUGUAAUUGUAACUUUGAUGGCCCAAUUCCCAAUGGUAUUCAAAACAUGACUUCUCUCAAAAUGUUUUAUGACAUAUCAGUUUAUGUAACUUUUAUGGCCCAAUUCCCAGUGGGACCAAUUCCAAUUGGCCUUCUAAACAUGACUAGUCUUAGGGAUCUAGAUUUGGAACUUAAUCUUUUCACUACGUUGCCGAAUGGGUUGUUGUCUAGUCUUAGCCGUCUCGAGUCGAUCAUUCUCAGUGGCAAUCUCUUGCAAGGUGUAAUCUCAGGAGCCAUAGGAAACUUGACUUCCCUCUUUAGCCUUGACAUGUCACACAAUCAACUUGAAGGGAAAAUAGCAACAUCAUUGGGAAAACUAUGCAAGUUGAAGAGAAUUGAUUUAUCAUAUAACAAAUUUGGUGGAGAGGCAGCUGAAGUUUUCAAAAAUUUCUCCCAAUGCAUGUUAGAUGGAUUGGAAUCAAUGUCAUUAGGGAACAAUUAUCUUGGUGGUCAAUUUCCAAAUGAGCUUUACCAAUUCAAAAAUCUAACUUACCUUUCUCUUCAAAAUAACUCCAUUAUUGGUCCCAUUCCGAAGUCGAUCAAUAGAUUAUCAUCCUUGAGAAGUUUACGUCUUUCCUAUAAUCAUUUGACUGGAGUUCUUCCUGAAAGUCUUGGGCAACUUGCAAAAUUAGAAACUUUAGAUCUUUCAUAUAAUCAUUUGAAUGGAAUUCCUAAAAGUCUUGGGCAACUUGUGAUGUUAAACUACUUAGAUGUAUCUCAUAAUUUGAUGAAGGGUGUUGUCUAUGAGAUUCACUUUGCCAAUCUCACAAGAUUAUGGUACUUAGAUGGAAGUAAGAACAAUUUAACUUUGAAAGUGCGUGAUGGUUGGAUCCCCACUUUUCAAGUUGGAUAUUUGAUGUUGGCCUCUUGGCAAUUAGGGCCAUCAUUUCCAGAUUGGCUUCAAUACCAAGAACAAUUAAUAACAUUGGACAUAGCCAACACAGGAAUUUCUGAUUCCAUUCCGCAAUGGUUUUGGCCCAAAAUUUCCAACCUUUGGCAAUUAAAUCUCUCUCGUAACCAAAUUCGUGGAGAGAUUCCAAGAGAAUUUGAGGUUCUCAAUAGUGCUUCUACGAUUGACUUGAGUUUCAAUAACUUCAAGGGUAUGUUACCAUUCAUCUCCUCUACUGUGGAAAGGCUAGAUCUUUCAAAUAAUUCUUUUUUAGGAUCUGUUUACCAUGCCUUAUGUAGUAGGAUGAGGAAACAAAAUUUGCUGAUUGUUCUUAAUCUAGCAAACAAUUAUUUGUCUGGAAGAAUUCCUAAUUGUUGGCAGCAUUGGCAAUAUUUGGAAGUCUUACAAUUAGAAAAUAACCAAUUGAUGGGUACCAUUCCACUGUCUAUUGGACAUUUAGCUUCCCUCAAAUCAUUGCACUUGCGACAUAACAACCUCUCAGGAAAACUACCGCACUCUCUACAACAUUGUAUAAACUUGGUGCUCAUUGAUCUUGGUGGAAAUGAAUUUAUUGGAAGCAUACCUACUUGGAUGGGGAAUUCAUUUUCAAAAUUGGUAGUUCUUAACCUUCGUUCAAAUAAGUUUCAAGGCGGCAUUCCAUAUGAACUAUGUCGUCUAAGUUCUCUUCAAAUCUUGGACCUUGCACAUAAUAAUCUCUCAACAGUUGUGCCAAAAUGUUUCAACAAUUUCACAGCCAUGGUUGAAAAACAAAAUUCAAGUAAUCUCUUUUCUUAUUUUGCAAUGAGUCCUACAUCAGGAGCUCAAGAAAAUGCAUUUCUUGUGACCAAAGGAAGAGAGGUUGAAUAUAGCACCAUCCUUAAAUUUGUUACAAGCAUGGAUCUUUCAGAAAAUAAUUUGUCAGGAGAGAUCCCAAAGGAACUAACUAGACUAGUUGGAUUGCAUUCAUUGAAUCUGUCUGGAAAUCAUUUUACCGGAGAGAUCCCAAAGAAUAUUGGUGACAUGGAACAACUUGAAUCCCUAGAUUUCUCUCUAAACCAGCUUUGUGGUGAAAUUCCUUUAAGCAUGUCAAGUUUGACAUUCUUGAGUCACUUGAAUUUGUCUUAUAAUAAUUUGAUAGGACAAAUUCCAUUAAGUACUCAACUUCAAAGCUUAGAGAAUUCCAGCUUUGUCGGCAACAAACUUUGUGGAUCUCCACUCCCAAACUGUGACACAAACAAGGCAAUACCUAAAGUUGGACAUGGAGGCAAUGAAGGAGAGGGAUUUCCAGAAGUGUGGUUCUAUGCUAUAUCGGCACUUGGAUUUGUUGUUGGUUUUUGGGUUGUGGUGGGUCCUUUACUAUUCAAGAUGUGCUGGAGAAUUGCUUAUUUUCGAUUUCUUGAUGAUAUAUGGUACAACUUCUGUUAG